Messenger RNA from Tricharina praecox, 7152 nucleotides. RefSeq lists its product as uncharacterized. Gene Ontology annotation, biological process: phosphatidylinositol phosphate biosynthetic process. Bases 1 to 7152 code for a protein of 2383 amino acids. The record is from RefSeq and is a predicted model, not a curated record. Gene Ontology annotation, cellular component: fungal-type vacuole membrane; endosome membrane. The transcript is spliced from 10 exons. Gene Ontology annotation, molecular function: ATP binding; 1-phosphatidylinositol-3-phosphate 5-kinase activity; metal ion binding. NCBI's taxonomy places the organism in Eukaryota, Fungi, Ascomycota, Pezizomycetes, Pezizales, Pyronemataceae.
AUGGGGGAUACCCCGCCCACCGUGAACUUGGCCCGGCGAGGAUCGCUGUCGCUCACUCAGACGCUCUCGCUUGACUGGGCUCCCCCGCCACCACCACCAGCCGACUUAGAACAGAUACAUGCAUCCUCUUCUCAAGCCCCGGGCUUAACAUCUUUUUCGCUAGGGUCGCCUCCAGCGGGCAAUACCGAGCAGUUGUCGCUGAACAAGCUUUACUCGCGAGUCAAGAGUAUCGCUGGGGUUGUCAGAGGUGUCGUGGGAUCAUCAAGCUCUGGCUCACGCAAAUCCCCGUUGUCUGCAAAAUUCGGUAGCGACCAAUAUUACCAGCAGUCGGCCAGUAGGGACUCUUUCAUGAGCAACACGACGGCGUCGGACGACAAUGCUUCCUUUCGCUCCCCGACUAAGACUUCCGUGUUUUCGAAGAGCCACCUUCGAAACUACUCUUUUACGUCGAAGCACAGCCGAAGUAGUUCACGUGUUUCCAGCAACGCUUCGAUAGCAAGCACAACAGACUAUGCCCAGCCUGCCGCUCUCCGGAAAUUUACUGUGACUCCUCGUUUGACAACCCCUGCGGUGGCACAAGUGACCGUGUUUCGCGACGGCUCCGAAGCGAUGUAUGACGGCGGGGGCAGUGCGGGGGCGAGCAGGAACAGCAGCAUCAACAACCUUCAGAAUCUGGGCAACAACGGCAGCAACAUGAACAUCGGAACGUCUAAUCACUCCACCGUAGGAGCCUUGGUUGGUGCGGUGGAAAGCGUAAUCAGCCCCACAGCAGGGUUUGGUUCGGGAGCCUCUGGGAACCCCGCGCAGACUCUGGAUAGUGGCACAAAUGCAUCUCGUAAUGGCGACUUUAUGGACGCAGAUGAAUAUUUUGACGACUCGGCCUCAGACGAAACCCUUAGUGACAGCAGCGAUGAUGACGUGGUACUGCUUCACUCCAAGCUUCCAGCAGGAGCCGCGCGCGGAAGGCCGCCCCAGGAAAGCAGAGACAGAAAUACAAGAGAAUCGAACCUGAAGCCGAAAACUCGGGCGUCGACAACGUCGGCUGCAAGGAGAGGGUCCAGUUCUGAAACUCACCUUCCCCCGCCAGCAACAUCUAAUUCUGCCACUUCUCCCGAUUCAAACAUGCUGAUGCCUAAUGUCUCCCAUCCGCCAAUAAGCAUUACUUCUCCACCUAUGCCGGUUAAAGCAGACUCGAAUCUACCUCAACUCUCCGCACUCAAUCUACAAUCCAAGGCCCCAAGUCGGGUCAAUCUGCGGCCCCCAUCUAUGGGGCGGGAUGGUCGCAAAGAUGCCCAUCAUCGAAAGAAGAGGUCCACCGAUCAGUCUUUGCUUUUACCAGGGUUCAAAAUCACUGGUGACCGCAGCUCCGAUGCCGAUUCUAGUCCAGCCGGCACCUCAAUGACCGGCACCGAUCAGAAAGGGGAAGCAACGUCAUCUGUGUACAGACAAGGGGCAUUCAGUGAUCUUGGGUCGGGCAAGAUGGUGAAUUACGUCAACGCCGGUGGGGUAACAGGUAGCACUGAGGCAGUCAGUCAAGCGUUGAGGCAACUAAGGAUGGGCAAUUUGACGCGGGAUUUCUGGAUGAAAGACGAAGUAUGCAAGGAUUGCUUCCUUUGCGGGGCUACCUUUUCUGCCUGGAGAAGAAAGCAUCAUUGUCGACUUUGCGGCCAAAUAUUUUGUUCGAAAUGCACCAACCUGAUAUCUGGAGACAAGUUUGGUCACCAAGGCUCCAUGCGAGUUUGUAGCCCGUGUCUGGACAUUGUAAAUGACUAUCAUGACGAUUCGGAUUCGGACGAUUUCUCUCCCUCUGCUGUGUUCCGUCGACCUACCGUAGAUAACCCUAAAGCAAUAUCGACUCCGGUCGAGGGAUCUUCAUCAACAGGCUACAAAAUGCCACAGAACCUCCGUCCUGGCCAAACCCCGUUGAUGGCCAUGCCUGCGACACGUACCACCGCUGGUAGCAAUCCUAAUCGCCGUUCACAAAUCCUUGAGUUUAAUGACAUCCCUUCUCCGCCAAGACCGACCUCAGCACGCUCUAUCAAAUCGUUUCCGAGACCGGUCACCGCAGGUUCAACAAAGGCAGACGAAAAGCGCCGGCAAAGGUUACUUCCAACUCACGCCGAUAGUAUCCUGGAUCCGGACCUUGCCCCGUACAUGAGCGACGAAGACGCGAGCGACGAACAGCAAAUAAGCGUAUUCGCCACCAUCGCGCCAAAAGUCACCGAAACCGUGGCCGCGCCUAGUGGCGCCGACAACACCGGGGAGUCCAUCCCAGUCCUAAGCGCCAAGGAAAUCCCACCCGGUGGUAGCAUCGGGCGAGUGAGACGGAGAUCCAAGAGCCGCGGCAGCAUCAGUGGGUUGGGAGCAGUUUUGACCGGUAGCGAGAGUCCCGGCGUAGGCAACGACAAGACGGGAAUCCCAGCCAAACGCACUUCCAGACGCCGCGGGUCGAGUUUCAUUGCGCCGCUACAGCAACGCCCUGUGACAAGAGGCAAAACUCGAGGACUCAUGCGGUCUUUGGCGGAAGGUGUCGCUGGUCAGACCAGUAAUCCUCUACCCGGAGCCCCAGUCGCACCAGCCCCCAGAGGAGUAGCAAGGGGUACAUCAAUGCGUGGACCACUCGCACCAAACGUUGAGCUCAACACUGCUAGUUUGGAGCACGUCAAGAAACUUCUCAAGCAGCUUCUCUCCGACGCUGAAAUCCCGAAUGUGGAACAAUGGGAGAAGGCGCUCAUCCCGAUCCUUCUGAAGUGCACCGAUGAUCUCAACCCGGACAUUCGUGCUGGGGAUGACAUCGACAUCCGGCAUUACGUCAAGGUCAAGAAGAUUCCUGGUGCGAAGCCGGGCGAUACGAGCUACAUUUCGGGCGUGGUCUUCAGCAAGAAUCUGGCGCUGAAGAGCAUGUCGCGAAACAUCUCGCAGCCGAGAAUUGCGAUCUUGACGUUCCCUAUCGAAUAUUCCCGACAUCAGCAACAGCUCAUGAGCCUGCAGCCGGUCAUAGAGCAGGAAAAAGAAUUCCUCCAGAACAUGAUCAACAGGAUCGUUGCCCUACGUCCGACUCUCCUCCUCGUUGAAAAGAACGUUUCCGGGUUGGCUCUGGCAUUAUUGGCUCAGGCGAAUGUUGCAACCGCAUAUCUUGUCAAACCCUCGGUCAUUGAGGCUGUUGCUCGGUGUGCCGAGGCGGAUAUCUUCUCUUCCAUCGACAAGUUGGCACUUUCGAACUUCCGUCUCGGACGUUGCGCCAGCUUCGAUGUCAAAACAUUUGUUCACAACGACAUUCCGGGGAAGAAGAAGACGUUCAUGUAUCUAUCGGGUUGUCAGAGGGAGCUGGGAUGCACCAUUGUUCUGAGGGGUGCUGACAACAAUACGUUGGCCAUUAUCAAGCAGAUUACCGAGCUCAUGGUUUACGUCGUGUACAACUUAAAACUGGAGACAUGCUUGAUGAGGGAUGAGUUUGUUCUUAUCCCCUCUUCUCCGACUGGACCGGUCGCUCCAACCGCACCCCUUUCGGUUGACCAGUUGCCGGAUGACAUCCCAAAUCCAACAUACUACGAAGAUAUGGUCCGCAUACACGAGGCAAAGAUUCUAUCUGCUUCUCCGUUCGUCAGUUAUAUGCAACCCUAUCUUCUUACUCGCGCGCGGGAACUCGAGCGAAAGCUUGUGUAUCUACGCCGUCUCAGAGACAGCCUUGCCGCCCUCGAAGGCAAGCCGAAGCCCCAGGAUAAUUUCCUGCUGGUUGACCCGGAGGCUGUCCAUGGUGAAGGCGAAGUCAAACGUGGAACGAGCAAGAAAGCCAACGAAGUUCUUCGGGCCAUCUAUGACGCUGAGUACGACAAGGCACUCCACGUGUAUGAGACUCAGAAGAAGCAGUGGGAGAAUUAUCUCGCCCAGUACGACGAUUUAUUCGACCCUUUCGCGCAUCAGAGUAUUACUGUCUUGUAUAGUAUGGUGUGCACUGAGACCACGGUCCCUUGUGAGGGACCCGAUAUCCGACAGCUCGAAUUCUACUAUCAGGAUCACGAAUGCGAGUUCAUGAGGUCGGAUUGCACCCUCGGACAAUAUAUUGAAUAUCUGUGCGAUACAGCCGACGUAACGUGCCGCUCAUCUUGCGACAGACGGAUGAUCCAGCAUCAUCGUUCUUAUGUUCACGGCCAAGCCCGAGUGAGCGUGUUAGUCAGUGAUCAGAUCGCCUGUCCGAUAGAGGGGAUGCAGAAUACAAUUCUCAUGUGGAGCUAUUGCAAGAAAUGCCCCAACACUAAUACGCCAGCAAUACCGAUGUCUGAGAGUUCUUGGAAGUAUUCGUUUGGCAAGUACCUCGAACUGGCCUUCUGGAGCUCAGAAAUGAAGAUUAGAGCCGGGAAUUGUCCGCACGAUGUCAAUAGGGAUCACGUCAGAUGUUUCGGAUAUCGGGGUUUGACUGUUCUCUUUCAACACGACCUAAUCGACCUACUGGAAAUCGUCGUGCCUCGGACGAAGAUAACUUUCAAACCGGAGAUCGAUUUACGGGUCAAAAACGAGCAAUACACACAGAACGAAGCUAAGAUCAAGCGCUUCUUUGCUUCAGUUCAAGCUCGUUUGAGGGGCAUCAACGUCGAGUCAGCCAGCCCCAGCAAGGUCGAAGCCUGCAAGGCAGAAAUCGAGUAUCUGAUAAAUCAAGCCCGGGACGACGAGGACUGGUUGGUUGCGAAGCUGCAGGAGAAGUACAACAAGUCGAAGUACUACGAGAUCAUACCGUUGAACCGCGCGCUCCGUGCACUUCAAGAGAAGGUUGUCGAUUGGGAUGCCAAUUUCAGCGCAUUCGACAGCCAGUAUUUCCCUUCCGAAAAGGAUAUCAGACGCCUUGCAACGCAGUAUCUCAAGAAGAUCUUUCUCGAUAAUACUUCGACCACAUCGCUUCAGUCAGAAAACGAGCCUACUCCAAUGCAGGAGAAGGAAGAAGGGACAAGAGCCAAUUCAAUAGACGGGGCCAACCCUUCAGAUACCAACGCUUUGCCCCAAUUUCCCUCCGAGUCGACCCCCGAUGUCCUUGUGUCCACCGUUGAAGAGGAGGAACAGACCAAUGAGAGGGACGAUGAAGUCUCUGCAAUCCCUCGGCUCGAUAACUCACGCCGUAGGCCACCCCCGUCUUUCUCGAGAACCGUCUCAGUGCCAGAGGUUCCUCGACGAAAGGACUUGGCCGGUCCUGCAAGUGCAGGCAUUGGGCGUCGAUCUCCAACUAUGCCAAUGAAGAAGGGGACUAUCGUUGGUAAGACCACCGAGAAGAUCAGAAACGAGAAGAAGCUUGAAAAGUCCCGGCUGUCUUCUCUCGCGAAGAAGCCAAAGGAAAAAGAGACGCAAUCUCAGAUUCCCCGAUCCAUUCCCGCCACGAACAUUGGUCUCAAGCGUCCGAUAGCAACGCCGCCUACCAGAGUCUCGAACCUGGCAAAGCACUUCGAGCAGCUGAGUAAAGAGUUUGAAAGGGAGAGAGCUAGGGAGAAACGUCAGCUUGCAGCAAAACGAGCUCGGGCCCUGCCCGUUGCCACUUCUCGUCCCAUCGUUGAAGUCUACAAAAAUGUCAGGGAAGCAGUCGAGGAGGGCUCCGACGAAGAACAGCCACCUGGAUUGGCCACCAAAGAAUCAGAUGUUGAUGCGGACGUGGACGGCGAAGCCGAUGCUGAUGCUAGUGAUGGUGAGAUGUCUAUGGUUAGUGACCAGGAAACAAUGGUGGUACCUUCUAUCAGUGAUGUAUUGCCGCCCACACUUGGGCUUCCCCAGCAGCAUCGUUCGGCUUGGAUGAAGAUGUUGAGUAACUUCUGGGCCGAACGAUCUGCAAGUGGUUGGACGUCUCUGGAAUACCCCCUCCAUCCAACCGAUCAUGUCUUUAACGAUUCGGAUAUCAUCGUGCGCGAGGAUGAACCCAGUUCACUUAUCGCGUUCACGCUCAACUGCAGCGAUUAUGUUCAGAAACUCAAGGACAUUCGUCACUCUGAUUAUUCACACAUCGGCAACGAGAGACCGACGAGCUCGGAGGAACAAGUUCACAGCCAUUCUUUCAACCUUCAGGAGCACCCCGAGCUCGAGCGAAGUCUUCUCAAGACCACUGGGACACAUCUCAAGUAUCAGUUCCAGGAAGGCACCGCGAAGAUGUUCUGCAAGAUAUUCUAUGCUGAGCAGUUCGACGCGCUGAGGAGGAACUGUGGUGUCGCGGAUAGAUAUGUCGAGAGUCUGAGUCGUUGCAUCAAAUGGGAUAGUAAGGGAGGGAAGACGAGAAGUGUCUUCUUGAAGACACAGGAUGAGCGGAUAGUCCUCAAGAGCUUGAGUCCAGUGGAGACUGCAGCUUUCAUCAAGUUCGCACCGGCGUACUUCCAGUUUAUGAGCGAAGCUUUCUUCCAUGAGUUGCCCACGGUUAUCGCGAAAAUGUUGGGGUUCUAUCAGAUCAUGAUCAAGAACCCCAGCACCGGCACCGAGAUCAAGUGGGAUAUACUAGUCAUGGAGAACCUCUUCUAUGACCGCAAAACCACACGGAUAUUUGAUCUUAAAGGCUCGAUGCGCAACCGCUACAUGCAAUCGACGGGGGAGCAGAACGAAGUCCUCCUGGACGAGAACAUGGUGGAGUUUAUCUACGAAUCGCCACUUUUCGUCCGCGAGCACUCGAAGAAGCUCCUCCGAGUCAGUCUGCACAACGACACGUUAUUCCUCCAGAAGCAAGACGUGAUGGAUUACUCCCUCAUGAUCGGCAUCGAUGAAAACCGCAAAGAGCUGUGUGUGGGCAUCAUCGACUGCAUUCGCACCUUCACCUUGGAUAAGAAGUUGGAGAGCUGGGUCAAGGAGAAGGGCUUUGCCGGCGGUGGAAGGAAUAAGCCCACCAUUACCAGUCCGAAGGAAUAUAAGCAUAGGUUCCGUGAGGCUAUGGAGAGAUAUGUGUUGGAAGCACCGAGGUUUGUGGUCCCGCUCCUAUCUGGUGAUGACAAAGAGCUAACGGGAUUGUCUAGCUGCUGGCAUCUGUUCAAGAUGAACUACGUGAAUGCAUUGCCACUACAGUUGCACUCGGCGCAGAGUGCGGCCAAAGGACGGGAAAUGGAGAUGUCGGUUCAAGGAAAUGAGAUUGCGGCUGAUGACGGUGAGGCGGCGUCGGCGUCGGCGUCCCAGCCGGAAGAUGUAGCAACGCAUUAG